This is a messenger RNA of Anas platyrhynchos (mallard), 2254 nucleotides long. The record is from RefSeq and is a predicted model, not a curated record. NCBI's taxonomy places the organism in Eukaryota, Metazoa, Chordata, Aves, Anseriformes, Anatidae.
UGCCUCAGAGGAGGCGGGUUUUGUUCCGGCCGCUGAUUGGCUGGCUGCCUCCGUUGUCCCGCCCUUGCCGGCUGCUGAUUGGCUGCCGGCUGAUUAGUUGUACGUGGCAGCGACAUUUUCUAUUGUGCCCUGGUUGCUGUGGUUGUGUUGCGGGACGGGGAAAAUUUCGCUGUUUUUGGCCAUUUUUUGCCUUUUUUUUUAGCCUUUUUUCUACCUUCUUACACGCGUUCUCGCCGCGCCGCACGUGGGUGAGCUGCUUUCAGCGCUCCCUUCCUCUGCUCUGCGGCGUGAUGGAGGCAGCGGGACCAGCGGGACCUCCGCGGGGCCGGGGUCGCGGCAGGGCCCGGUGGCACACGGUAUUUCCUCCUCUGCAGCACCCCUUGUUGCCUGCCCCUGGCUCCUGCAUUCCCAGCCACAAGCUGCCCUCAGAGGACAUUUGGAGAUUUUGGCCUGGGGAGGCUCCUGAGAUAUCGUUGUGGCGCUGCCUGUGGAGGAGAAGAGGAAUGAGGACAACGAUUCUGUGAGGGAUUGUCCUUCCUCCUCUGCAGCACCCCUUGUUGCCUGCCCCUGGCUGCUGCAUUCCCAGCCACAAGCUGCCCUCAGAGGACAUUUGGAGAUUUUGGCCUGGGGAGGCUCCUGAGAUAUUGUUGUGGCGCUGCCUGUGGAGGAGAAGAGGACUGAGGACAAGGAUUCUGUGAGGGAGAGUCCUUCCUCCUCUGCAGGACCCCUUGUUGCCUGCCCCUGGCUGCUACUUUCCCAGCCACAAGCUGCCCUCAGAGGACCCGUGGAGAUUUUGGCCCUUGGAGGCUACAGAGGGGAGGCUCCUGACAUAUGGCUGUGGCGUUGUCUGUGGAGGAGAAGCACAAUGAGGACAACGAUUCUGUGAGGGAGAGUCUUCUUACCAAGUGCAAGGCUAGAAGAGUUGCGGCCUGGAAGCUAUACGUGUUCGGCAUCAUCAGUCUAAUAGAGUUCCUGGUUUUGAUUUCCAUUAUCAUCUGGCUCUCUCAACGUGCGUAUUCCUGCCCCCAUUCGUGGAUCGGGUUCGAGGGGAAAUGUUUCUACUUCUCCGACGGGGAAAAGAACCAGACCUUGAGCCGGGCUGACUGCCACGUGCACGGCGCCAACCUGGCCGUGAUCCAGUCCAGGGAGGAGCUGGAGUUCAUGAUGCGCUAUAAAGGUUCUCACGACCACUGGAUCGGGCUGAGCCGCCAGAACCCGAGGCAGCGCUGGGAAUGGGACGAUGGCACCGAAUUUGACAGCUCAUUGUUUCCCAUCGGAGGAGGCGAGGAUUUUGCUUUCUUGAACAACCAAAGAGUCACCAGCGCGCGCAGCAGCGGCGAGCGGCACUGGAUCUGCACCAGGCAGCCCUGAGGCCGGCAGACAGGGCGCCUCCAGGUCUCGUGCAGAGAAUACCGCACACCUUGGUGCCCUGUCAGAUAUUUUGGGGAACUGACAAGACCAGGGUUCAUUCCUCAGGCCUGCAGGUGGUGUUUUGUCACAGCUGCUGCUCCUGGAGCUUUUUCAGGUUUUCUGUCUGCUACUACGCAGUUCCCUUGCUUCUGCAAAACGUUUUUGUCAUCUCAAACUCUUGUGCACUACAUUUUUGCUUCGUCUUUAUCAGUGCAUAGCAUUAAGGUAGGAGACACAAGGUUGUAUUAGGAAAAGUAUUAAUGUAGCGUGUCGUGUUAACUGGCAAGAGAUACUCCAUUUCCUUUUUAACUCUUCAAACCCUUUUCUAAGGGCACUUGCACUUUUUUAGCAGAGGAGGAGGAGCAUUUUAAAAUACAGUGUUUUGUCAAAGAGAUAUCAGUAUUGUGCCUAGGCAGAAACUGUCACAGGAUGGGAAUAUCUCAGACCGCGUCCUGGAAAUGGUUUGGACUGGAAGAAGGCUUCAAGAUGGUCCUGUUCCAACCUCACUGCCCUGGGCUGAAGUCCCUGAGCUGCUGCAGGGGGUGGAAAUCAGCUGUAACCCAUCACCCCUGCUGGUGCUAUCCUGAGAAAUGUGAAUAGCAGGUGUGUGGCUGUGGCAGGGAACAACUUCCCACAUUUGCCAUUCCUCCUGUACUCGAAGAAACUCUUCACGGGCUCCCAGGCUGGAUGGAAGUAGCAGUUCAGUCAGGUCUCACGUUAAUGUAGACUGGUGCCCGUGGAGAGAAAUGGUGCCUUUCUCUUGCUUUUCUGCUCCUCUGUAUCUUUGUAUUAUAUCAACACUAUUUUUCUACGUACUGUUUUAAUAUAUGUGCAAUUUCUUAAU